ACGAAAUAGUAGUAGAAGUAAUUCACAGCGAAAUUCCAUGCGUUGGUCAGAUCACAUAUGCUGAAGAUAACUGUCAGCGCUGCUCUUCUCCAGGCGAUCGAGUAUAACCGAAAGUGACGGCUGGAUCAUUAUCCUCGGCGCGAAUGAAUGUAGGCGCGAAUGAAAAUAGGAAACACAUUUAACACCUUUUCUCGUGUUCGGGUUAUAUAAUAGUAACGUUAAUCGUUACAAGAUUUUCAGCAUCCAUAUUAUUAUGUCCAAAUCUAAAGCCCAGGUACCUCGAUUAAAGAAUUUAUUUUUCCUAGGCAUGAUGCUUGGGUGCGGAUCGCUUGUGCUACUAGUACUUAAUACCGAUCACAGGUUUAAUAUCGAGUACAACAGCUGGGUUUAUAUAAAACGACAGUAUGCUGUAGAUUACAAACCCGACAAUUCCAGUAGCAUACGGACAGAAGGCUGUCGUAUACCAUUCAUGCGAGCAGAUGAAAAGUUAAUUCGAGAAAUGGAAAAAGACAUACAUGAAAUACAACCAUGCCCACCUCACCCUUUGUUGGGUUCAAAUAAAACUCAUAUUUGGAUUGUGAAAGAAAAUUUGUUUCAUUAUAAUUUAAGUAGUUCUAGUAACUUAACAUGUUGCUACAAAUCCUUUUAUCGUCCUACGUCUAUUGAUGACAUCACAGCUUCCCAUAUUGAUGACCGAGUCAAAUACAAUAGGUGUCGUAACUUUUCAGACAUUAUUAUUGUGAACGACGAGUUUGUUAGAGUUGUUUGUAGUGACACAAAAACACUCUUCGACUCUUUUUAUGCAUUUGUUCGUGAAAAAGAACUAAUAACAAAUUCGCAGAAACAUUUACCCUAUAACAUAUUGAUUUUGGGGAUAGACGCAGUUUCUAGGUUAAGUCUUCACAGGACUAUGCCUAAAACUGUAAAUUUUUUGAAGGAGCUGGGUGCUGUGGAAUUAUUAGGAUAUAAUAAAGUUGGAGAUAAUACAUUUCCUAAUUUAAUACCUCUGUUGCUGGGCAAAAAAGAUACGGAAUUACAGGACACAUGUUGGCCAAACAGCAGAUCAACUUUCGACAACUGUCCUUUUAUAUGGGAACGAUACCAGAAAGCCGGAUUUGUGACGGCGUUGGCCGAAGACACCUCUUGGAUGGGCACAUUUAACUAUUUCAAGCGCGGCUUCGCGGGCUCUCCAACAGACUACUAUCUGCGCACUUUCAUCCACGAAGCGGAGAAUAUUGCAGGUACCAAUGAAGACGGCAACUCGAAAUUAUGCAUGAACGAAAAUUUUUUCUACAAGAUUCUCGUAGACUAUGUCGAGGACUUGACAACGACGUUGAAAAGUAAAUUAUUUGGAUUUUUUUGGGAAACAACAAUGAGUCACGAUAACUUAAACUAUCCAAUGGUGAUGGAUGACAGCUACUCUGACCUUUUCAGAAAAAUGUAUAUCUCAGGUUACUUGAACGAAACAAUAAUCUUCUUAAUUAGCGACCACGGUAUGAGGUGGGGAGAAUUUCGCUCAACGAAGCAGGGAUUUUUAGAAGAUAGGUUACCAUUCGUAAUCACCUUAGUCCCCCCGUCGUUUCGAUAUAAUUUUAACGAGGCAUAUAACAAUCUAAAAACAAACAGCCAUCGUUUAACCACGCCAUUCGACAUGCACGCCACAUUAGCCGAUUUAAUCAAUCUAGAAAAUAUCAAUAACGCUAAAAUAAUUUCUCGAAGUUACGAUGCCUACUCUACUAAUCGAGACAUUAGUUUAUUUUUACCUAUCCCGGAGAACAGAACUUGUGAAUCAGCUGCCAUAGAAGACCAUUGGUGCACAUGUUAUCGAUAUACUAAGAUAAAGUCCAACAACCGUGUAGCUAAGGAGGCUGUUAAGCAAGUAGUAUCUCAGUUGAACGAUCUCCUUGAGGACUAUCCAAAGUGUGCAGAGCUCACAAUUGCGGAAGUGCUGGAGGUGACACGACUGUUACCCGGUAGCUUCAAAGAAAACAAAAAAGAUUUUAUUCAGUUGACUGUGGUGGUACGUACGAAUCCUGGCGGGGGUGAGUUUGAAGCCACUAUAGGGCGUGAAGGUGGUCUUGGUGGCAAGUGGACUCUUGAGGGUUCAGUGAGCAGGCUGAACCUCUACGGAAAUCAAAGCUAUUGCGCUCCGACUUCCGAACUCAAACUCUACUGUUAUUGCGUUAAUUCCACGCUAACGACCACGGAACUUAAUAUAUCAUUUGUAAACUAGAAAAAAUAUGUUAGUUCGUAUCAGAAACCUAUUUCGUACUGUAACCACAUGAUACCUAUUAUUAUUUAUUCUGUGCCUAUGUAUCUGUUUGAUGACAUUAAUUUCAUGGUUGAAUUUACAUUUAUCGUCAAAAAUUCAAUUGUGUGUGCAUUUUAAGAAUAAUGUUUUCUGAGUGAGUUGAGUUUUCUUAGUGCGGUUGCAUGGCACUCAUAAAGCCAUUAACUAUUGUAAUUUGUAAUUACUGUCUUCAAUAGUGUAAGUAAUUGGCCUAAUUAGACGACGAUAAUAAGUCUAAUCGGCACGUGUAUCUAAUGGCAAUUAUGUUGGUCCUUAAGUCGGUAUCAUAUAUUUAAAACGCGUUUUACAAU
This is a messenger RNA of Cydia fagiglandana, 2601 nucleotides long. RefSeq lists its product as uncharacterized. The record is from RefSeq and is a predicted model, not a curated record. The coding region runs from base 254 to 2233 and encodes 659 amino acids. Lineage: Eukaryota; Metazoa; Arthropoda; Insecta; Lepidoptera; Tortricidae. The transcript has a single exon.